Trichoderma breve is the source of this 618-nucleotide messenger RNA. RefSeq lists its product as uncharacterized. The coding region runs from base 1 to 618 and encodes 205 amino acids. Lineage: Eukaryota; Fungi; Ascomycota; Sordariomycetes; Hypocreales; Hypocreaceae. The transcript is spliced from 3 exons. The record is from RefSeq and is a predicted model, not a curated record.
AUGCGUGCUACGACUCUCGCUACUGCCGCCGUCGUGGCGCUGGCUUCCCACGCCAAUGCAGACACCAUCCGCAUCGAUGUUGGACAAAACAAUGCUUUGGCCUUUUCCCCCGACAGUGUAACGGCAAAGGUCGGAGAUAUCCUCGACUUUCAUUUCCACGCCAUUAACCAUUCCGUUGUGAUGGGCGACUUUGACACCCCUUGUGCUCCGGCCAAGACGGGUGGCUUCUUCUCCGGCUUCAUGCCUGUUUCUGGCAGUGGAGAGGCGGACGAGAGCUUCCAAGUCAAGGUCAACUCGACCGACCCCAUCUUCUUCUACUGCGCACAAAACACAUUCUCGCACUGCAAAUCGGGAAUGAGCGGAGUGGUCAAUGGUCCCAGUUCCGGCAAUACUCUUGCAGCUUACCAGAGUGCCGCCAAGAACGUUAAGAGCGCUUCAAACCCUGCCUCUGUCUUUGGUGGCUCACUUGUCGCCGACUCAACCAGCUCCCCGACGACCUCUGCUGCUGCCGCCGCCACGACCUCUUGCACUGUCAGCAGCAACUCUGGCGGCUCUGUCCAGGUUUCCCUUGGCAUUGUUGCUGCUUUCACUUUCGGCAUGGCCAUCCUGAUGUCCUAG